AUGGAGAGCAACAACCUCACUUCAGUGACUGAGUUCAUCCUCCUUGGCCUCUCCACUCGGCCUGAGCUUCAGAUGUGGUUCUUUGUUCUCUUCUUCAUGAUCUACCUGAUGAUCUUGCUGGGAAACCUGCUCAUUGUAUUGUUGAUAGUGAUGAACACAUUCCUUCAUACUCCCAUGUACUUCUUCCUCUCCAAUUUGUCCAUAAUUGAAGUCUAUUAUACAUCCUGUGUGUUCCCACAGAUGCUUAGGCACUUCUUUGUAGAAAGAAAGUCUAUUUCCUAUUCCUGUUGUGUCACACAGGUCUACUCAUUCCAGUCCUUUGGUGUUGCAGAGUGCUAUAUCCUCUCAGUGAUGGCCUAUGACCGCUAUGUUGCUAUCCGGGACCCCUUAAGGUACACAGUCAUAAUGAACAGGGCUGUGUGUGUGAGGCUUGUGACUGCAUGUUGGAUAGGUGGCUUUUUGGCAUCCGUGGUGGUUACAGUACCUACAUUCCAGCUCUCAUUCUGUAGGGAUAAUGUUAUCGAUCAUUUCUUAUGUGAAAUGCCUGUCCUGUUCCAUCUCUCCUGUACAGACACAUCCCAGGCAGAGCUUGUCUCACAAAUCCUUUCUGUCUUUACACUUUUAUCCCCUGUCAUAUUCAUCACUUUCUCUUAUAUCCACAUCAUCAACAUUGUUCUUAAAAUUCGUUCUGCCCAGGGACGAAGAAAAGCCUUCUCCACUUGCUCUUCUCACCUCCUGGUUGUCAUCCCAUUCUUUGUGACUGUAAUGUCUCAUUACAUGAGGCCCAAGUCCCAAUAUUCCCCAGAGAAAGACAAAAUUAUUACUGUGUUUUAUGUUGCCUUCACACCUACCAUGAAUCCUCUCAUCUACAGCCUGAGAAACAAGGAGAUGAAAAUAGCACUAUUGAAACUCCUAGGGAAAAUGAGAGACAUAUAA
Messenger RNA from Dromiciops gliroides (monito del monte), 936 nucleotides. RefSeq names its product olfactory receptor 5V1-like. Gene Ontology annotation, cellular component: membrane. The record is from RefSeq and is a predicted model, not a curated record. Bases 1 to 936 code for a protein of 311 amino acids. Lineage: Eukaryota; Metazoa; Chordata; Mammalia; Microbiotheria; Microbiotheriidae. Gene Ontology annotation, biological process: G protein-coupled receptor signaling pathway. The transcript has a single exon. Gene Ontology annotation, molecular function: G protein-coupled receptor activity; olfactory receptor activity.